AUGGCUUGGGGCUGGGAGCAAUCCGACGAGGCUCAACGUGAGGUGUACGGCGAGCGCAAGCACGAGAGCAGCCUGUCUCAUGAGCUCAUUGCUGGAGCUGCCUCGUUUGCCGGCAUGAAGGCUUGGGAGGACCACCAGCGUCGAGAGGGCAAGCCCGUCAGCCAUGCUUUCGCCAAGGAGGCCCUGGUAGGGUUUGUCGGUGCUGAGGUCGACAAACUCAUCGAAACAAAGGGACUCGAUGAAGCGGAUAAGAUACGCGCUCGUCGCCAUGCUAAGGAAAAUGCCGAACGCAUGUACGAUGAGCACUAUAUCGACCGACAGGGUGCUCCAGAGUACGACCCGGGUCGCUACCCACCUCAUGAGCGCUUCGAGCGCCCUGUUGACCGUUGGUAA
Aspergillus udagawae is the source of this 393-nucleotide messenger RNA. RefSeq names its product DUF3759 domain-containing protein. Bases 1 to 393 code for a protein of 130 amino acids. The record is from RefSeq and is a predicted model, not a curated record. Lineage: Eukaryota; Fungi; Ascomycota; Eurotiomycetes; Eurotiales; Aspergillaceae. The transcript is spliced from 3 exons.